UAUGAACUUAUUGUUAAGAUGCUAUGAGUUUCUCUACUUUAGACAUGAAUUGCAAAUAUUUAUUAUCUAAAUUCUGUGCACUCAUAUUGUACCUAGUAUUUGUUGUACUUAACAUGUUUUUAGUUAUUUUGCAGUAUGCAUAAAAAAUUUACGCUUUUACGCUUUAAUUCUACGCUUUACGAUUUUACCCCUUCUCUGUUUCUAGGUAGAAUCGCGCUUUUGACUGCAUUGGAAGAGACCACCCCGAAAAAGGGAGAGAAGAAGCCCUCGAGGAAUGAGUGGAAGGCGGCAACUAAUGCAUUGCCGGAGGAUGGAUAUGUGUCACCUCUACCUUAUCCCACAAGGAUGUACAAGGAGAGGUUGGACAACAAGUGUGGAGGGUUCAUGGACAUGCUACGCAACCUCCACCUCAACAUCCCAUUCCUCAAAGCCAUGGCGCAAAUGCCAAGAUAUGCCAAGUACCUCAAAGGAUUCCUCAUCAAGAAGCCAAGGCUUGAAGGCCUCGCCAACGCGACUCUAGGAGAGGAGUGCUCGGCUUUCCUCCUCGACCGCUUGCCCAAAAAGCGGUCCGACCCAGGUAGCUUUACUAUCCCUCUUGAUAUUGGUGAUCACCAUAGAGACAAUGCAUUGGCGGACCUAGGAGCUAGUGUGAAUGUGAUUCCCUACAAGCUUUUCAAAAAGUUAGAAGUAGGUGAACUUAAGACCUCUAAGCUUAGCAUCACCUUAGCCGACCGUUCGUUCAUUAGCUCAAGAGGUAUAGUGGAGGACAUGAUGGUGAGAGUGGGCAAGUUUUGCAGUCUGACCUAUUUCGUGAUUCUCGACAUAAGUGAGGACUCGGAUAUGCCCCUCAUCCUCUGUCGUCCCUUUCUUGCAACCGCCAAGGCAUUGAUAGAUGUUAAUGAGGGAACCCUAAUUUUGAGGGAUGGUAAGGAGAGAAUCAAGCUUGAAAUUGAUCCUAGGGUGAGGAGUGAUGAAGUGAAGGGGGUAGUUUCAAAUGAUGUGAAUGAGAGUGGAGGAGAGCCUUCUAAGGCAAAACCCACCAUUACUUGUGUUGUCUUUGAUGAUGUUGAGCGGGAAAUGAGAAGGAUCCUAAGCCAAAAGGACCAAGAUUGAAUGCUUGGAGAAGAAGGAUGAAGGGAGCUUUGACCCGGAAGAAGGGAGGGGCCGAAGCAAUGUUGGCCAACCAAGAGGGCCAACUCAAGGAGCCUAAGAUGGGAGGCUACAAGCCUCGCCCCGAGAGUGUGGAGGAUCCGCUCUCGGUGGCAUCAUGUUUGAAUUCGUGAUUGAUCCCCAACCGUCAAGCUAAUGACGAUAAACAAGCGCUUUUUGG
Molecule: messenger RNA, 1330 nt
Organism: Linum trigynum
Lineage: Eukaryota; Viridiplantae; Streptophyta; Magnoliopsida; Malpighiales; Linaceae
Source: the annotation of a GenBank genome assembly